Mauremys reevesii (Reeves's turtle) is the source of this 2671-nucleotide messenger RNA. RefSeq names its product cysteine and serine rich nuclear protein 3 (gene CSRNP3). NCBI's taxonomy places the organism in Eukaryota, Metazoa, Chordata, Testudines, Geoemydidae. The record is from RefSeq and is a predicted model, not a curated record. Gene Ontology annotation, molecular function: DNA-binding transcription factor activity, RNA polymerase II-specific; sequence-specific DNA binding. Bases 647 to 2392 code for a protein of 581 amino acids. The transcript has 8 exons. Gene Ontology annotation, cellular component: nucleus. Gene Ontology annotation, biological process: regulation of transcription by RNA polymerase II.
GUUUGAAGAAGUUGAUGGCUCCUCACCCUGCCCUUCUGUACAGGAAUCAAACAAUGAAGUUUCUAGCAGUAAAAGUGCUGAUAGUGCCAAUAGUGUCAGUCCAUCCACUUCUAAUCAUUUUACCCGAAAAAUUAAGGCAGUAUCUACAGACUGAAAACAUGGUUUCAGCAGCCUAAAAUCUCCUGAGAGAAACUGGAAUUCUUUGAGAUCACAAGAAAUCAGACUGGCGGGAAGAGCAGUUUCAUUUUGAUUUAUGAUACCUGAAUUGAUCUGAGGUGUCUGAACACAGCCUGGAGAGCUCUAUGACCAGAUAACCAGCAGGGCUGGCUCCAGGCACCAGCCAAGCUAGCCCAUGCUUGGGGCAGCAGAUUCAAAGGGGCGGCAUUCCGUUCAGUCUUAGGGUGGCAUGGCUCCCUUUUUUUCCUUUUCUUUUUUUUUGUUCACCGCUCUGGCCGCCCUGUAGGGGGCAGUGGGGAGGAGGAGGGGCGUGCCUUGCUGGGAGCCGGCUGCGCGCUCCGUCUGUCCCAGCCACUGCCAGGUCUGCAGCAAGCCCAGCAGCCCGCGUCCUUCCCUCCCCGCCGACCGGAGCAGUGCGGAGCCCUCCCGGCAGGAGGGGCCAAGUGGUACAUGUGACAGCGUUGCAGCUAUGAGUGGAAUUUUAAAGAGAAAAUUUGAAGAAGUUGAUGGCUCCUCACCCUGCUCCUCUGUGCGGGAAUCUGAUGAUGACAUUUCUAGCAGUGAAAGUGCUGACAGUGGUGAUAGUGUCAAUCCAUCCACUUCUAAUCAUUUUACCCCUUCAUCAAUCCUGAAGAGGGAGAAGCGGAAAAGGACAAAGAAUGUUCAUUUUAACUGUGUUACCGUGUACUACUUCACAAGAAGGCAAGGCUUCACCAGUGUCCCGAGUCAAGGAGGAAGCACAUUGGGCAUGUCCACUCGUCACAACAGCGUGCGCCAGUACUCCCUUGGAGAAUUUGCAAUGGAACAGGAGAGGCUCCAUCGAGAGAUGUUAAGAGACCAUCUAAGGGAGGAGAAACUUAACUCUUUAAAACUGAAGAUGACAAAGAAUGGUACAGUGGAAUCUGAAGAGGCUAAUACUCUGACGUUGGAUGACAUUUCUGAUGAUGAUAUUGAUUUAGACAACACAGAAGUAGAUGAAUACUUCUUUCUACAACCCCUACCAACAAAAAAACGUAGGGCACUGCUACGAGCCUCUGGAGUGAAAAAGAUUGAUGUGGAAGAAAAACAUGAGCUGAGGGCUAUCCGCCUAUCCAGAGAGGAUUGUGGCUGUGACUGCCGAGUGUUCUGUGAUCCAGAAACUUGUACUUGCAGCCUUGCAGGCAUAAAAUGCCAGGUGGAUCGUAUGUCUUUUCCAUGUGGUUGCACUAAAGAAGGGUGCAGCAAUACAGCAGGUAGAAUAGAAUUUAACCCCAUCCGUGUACGGACUCACUUUUUGCAUACAAUAAUGAAACUUGAAUUGGAGAAAAAUAGAGAGCAGCAAGUUCCUGCACUAAAUGGUUGCCACAGUGAGGUAAGUGCUCACACUAGUUCUCUGAGUACAGCACCCCACCCAGUAGAAUAUUCACUUGCAGAGAAUUUUGAGAUGGAAACUGACCCCCAGGCUGCAGUGAUGCACCUGCAGUCUGCUGAAGAUUUGGAUUGUCCUGGGGAAGAGGAGGAGGAGGAGGAAGAAGAUGGAAGUAGCUUUUGUAGUGGAGUUACAGAUUCUAGUACACAAAGUUUAGCACCCAGUGAAUCUGAUGAUGAUGAUGAUGAAGAGGAGGAGGAGGAGGAGGAAGAAAAAGCAGAUGAUUUUGUGGAAGGCAUGGGGUCCCAUGCCGAUGUGGUGCCUCUUCCUUCUGUCCUUUGCUAUUCUGAUGGCACUGCAGUACGUGAAAGCCACUCUAAAAAUGCCUCAUACUAUGCGAACUCUUCAACUCUGUAUUACCAAAUAGAGAACCAUGCCCCUGGCAGUAAUAACCACAUCACUGAGACCUAUUCAGAAAGGGACACUGUUAAAAAUGGUAGUCUUUCUCUGGUGCCUUACAGUAUGACUUCAGAGCACUUUGUUGACUACACACGGCAAUCAGAGGAAAGUUACAGCAGCUCUCAUUACCCUUCUGCAAACCCCUCUGUGAUAGUUUGCUGCUCCUCUUCAGAAAGUGAUAACAGUGUUCCAUGUAAUAGUUUAUACACUGAACAUAGGCCAAACCACCCUCAAGUGGAAUUUCACUCAUACUUGAAAAGUACCUCUCAAGAUGGAUUUGUUUCAGCUUUGAACGGUGACAGUCACAUACCAGAGCAAGCUGCUGAGAAUUCUAUAAGCCUUUCAGAAAAGAGCAGACUGCAUGAAGAGUGUAUCAAAUCAUCUGUAGUGGAAACAGUACCUGUUUAAUUUAUUAAGAUAUUCUAGGACUGAAUCCCUUUUAUUUAAAUGCACUCCAAUUGGAUUUCCUAGAAUCAUAAUUUUUUAAGAUGUGGAUUAAGAAAACUUGGACUAUGAUUAAUAUUCCAGACACAUUUUGUUUUUUUCUUCAAGCUACAUGGCUGUGGCAUUGCACAAAAACAGUUCAUGUAAAGAUUAAAAACAGAAAUCAAACUGUCUUUUGAUAGAAAAUGUAUAAAUUAAAAAAUAUAUACAUAUUUCAAAGUAGCCUACCUGUCAAACUAUGUG